AUCACGAAACACCAAAACUCAAAAUGAAAUCCUUCAUCGUCCUCGCCGUCCUCGUCGCCGCCGCCCUGGCCGCUCCCCUCGACUCCGACAAGAACGCCGUCGUCGUCCGCAGCGACCUCGACAACAUUGGCGUUGAUGGAUUCCAAUGGGCUUACGAGACCUCCAACGGCAUCGCCGCCCAGGAGCAGGCCCAGCUCCAGGGAGCCGGUACCGAGGAUGAAGGCAUCGAGGUCCGCGGCCAAUACUCCUACCUCGGCCCCGACGGUGUCACCUACACCGUGACCUACACCGCUGGCAGGGCCGGUUUCCAGCCCAGCGGCGCCCACAUCCCCCAAUAAGUGACGUCUAGAAAGUGAAAACUUAGAACGACAUUUGGCAACCCCUCAAAUGUUUCAGCAUUGCAAUCGAUAUGGAUCUUGUUAAUAAAGUUUUAGUUUUUAUUUAAUUCAA
Messenger RNA from Aricia agestis (brown argus), 450 nucleotides. RefSeq names its product flexible cuticle protein 12-like. Lineage: Eukaryota; Metazoa; Arthropoda; Insecta; Lepidoptera; Lycaenidae. Gene Ontology annotation, molecular function: structural constituent of chitin-based larval cuticle. Bases 24 to 338 code for a protein of 104 amino acids. The transcript has 3 exons. The record is from RefSeq and is a predicted model, not a curated record. Gene Ontology annotation, cellular component: chitin-based extracellular matrix.